CGAGCCAUGACGGGUAUAUGAGAUCAGUCUAUUGUAUUGUGUACUUCAGGUUGUAGACGUGCUCUAGCUUUUCUUCUUGAGAAAAAUAUCCUUUUCUGAUCUUAAUCGAGUUGAUCGACGCGUCGUGCCUUAUUGGAGACGAUGGCGAGGAUAUCCCAAAAUCAGAUUAUCGCGACAUUGACGUCCAACCCUGUGGCUACGGGGAUCUGCGCUACAGCUGUGUUGGGUAUUGUUUGGACGAUCCAUGAUUUCCGAGAGUGGAUAGCUUUUGGGACGGGCGGAUCAUCACCUACCUGCAGAGGUUACUUACGCAUGACCAAACUCCGCAUCAAACAGGCCCUCUCGAACAACAACCUCCUCGAUGCGUCUGUUCUCAAACAGACCGGGCCCUCGUACCUCCCUUCCGCGCCUCUUCCUCCCCGCCGCAGUCCCCGCCCACACAUCAUCCCGCGCAUUCUCCCCCAACGCCAACGCCCCGAACCCAUUCCCCCAGCCAUGCUAUCCCGCCUCCACUCCAUCGUCCCCGACCUAGCCUCCGCACAUCCGGACCUCUUUGAGCUCAGCCCCAGCAAGACGGAAGGCAAGACAACGGAUGGGUUGUAUGCGCGCGCGGAUGUCGAUACGCUGAACCCGGUGACCAGGGAGGUAGCGAUCCUGGACCGGGAGAUCGCGCAUGUGCAUCCCACGGAGUAUAGUUUGCAUGUGUGGUUGAGUGAGCGGGAUGCGAGGGCGGUGAUUGAGAGAGGCUGGGGAGCGAGGUUUCCCCCGUUGGAGGGAGUGCCGCCCGGGUGGGUGUUUGUUUAUGCUCCGCGGGAUGAAGCGGAGAUGGAUGUCGUGGAGGGCAUUGUGAGAGCGGCAGUGGGGUAGGUUACGGAAGUGAGGGUAUAAAUCGAAUUGU
Aspergillus sclerotioniger CBS 115572 is the source of this 898-nucleotide messenger RNA. RefSeq lists its product as uncharacterized. Bases 142 to 867 code for a protein of 241 amino acids. Lineage: Eukaryota; Fungi; Ascomycota; Eurotiomycetes; Eurotiales; Aspergillaceae. The record is from RefSeq and is a predicted model, not a curated record. The transcript has 3 exons.